AUGCAUUACCUGAACGAGUCUCUCAGGUUGAGCAAUUUGCGUGCCUUUAUACGAGCCAAGUAUCUAACUUGGCAUUGUUCUCUUCUGAUAAGUACUACAGACCCAGUGAAGAUUUUAUGCAGCAUGAGUUUUGCAUUUUGGAAAGCUGAACUCUGUGUGUACCCUGUCUUGCACCCCUUGCCUUUUGGGGGGGGGAUAUACAUUGUGUUAACAUCUUGA
Molecule: messenger RNA, 219 nt
Organism: Sphenostylis stenocarpa
Lineage: Eukaryota; Viridiplantae; Streptophyta; Magnoliopsida; Fabales; Fabaceae
Source: the annotation of a GenBank genome assembly